GACAGUUUGCCUCUCGCUGCUCCAUCUUUGUCGGCGCUCCGACUCCGGCAGGGACUUGAAAACGCUCACGCCCCCAGGUCGAGUUCUCGCGGCAGCGCGCUCUCCGCCCGGAAGGCGGCGCUGUGGGCUGGCAGGCUGUGUCGGCCCAGGGAUCGGGUCCCCGACGUCCGCCCAGCCGCCGCAGCGCGGCCGCCACAGCCGCACGUGCAGCCGCUUCUGGCCCUGCUGGCCCCUAUUCCCCUGAACCUGCGCCUGGGCGCCGGCUAUGGCGGCAGCUGCGGCGGGGACGCGCGUGUUCCUGGAGGUGCGGAGACGGCUGCAGAGCGCGCUGCUGAUCCUGGGGGAGCCUAAAGAAGGGGGUAUGCCCAUGGAUAUUUCUGUAGUGCCGUGCUCACUCCAGGUGAAGACCCCGGAAGGCUGCACAGAGCUCCAGCUUCCAGCAGAGGUCAGGCUUGUGCCUUCCUCCUGCCGAGGGCUGCGCUAUGUCCCGGGAGAGGGACUGCACCUGCGACUGCAGGUGCGGACAGAAUCUGAUGCCAAACUGAUUUCAAUGUUUAAUCAAAGCUCGCAAGCCCAAGGAUGUUGCACAUUUUAUUGCCAGUCCUGUGGUGAAGUCAUAAUAAAGGACAGGAAGCUCCUCAGGGUGCUCCCAUUGCCGAGUGAGAACUGGGGAGCGCUAGUUGAAGAAUGGUGUUGUCAUCCUGACCCCUUUGCUAAUAAGCCUCUUCAUCCGCAAGAGAAUGACUGUUUUAUUGGAGACUCUUUCUUCUUGGUGAAUUUAAGAAGUGAUUUAUGGCAGCCAAGACCUGAACUAGCCCCAGUGGAGACACAGUGUCCUUCUGAGAACCAUUUUAAAUUGAAACCAAAGGCAAAUACCAAAGUAAUUUGUAAGCGUUGCAAGGUAAUGUUGGGAGAGACCAUGUCAUCAGAAACCACCAAGUUUUAUAUGACGGAGAUAAUUAUUCAGCCAUCUGAAAGAAAAUUUUCUAUCAUAGCAAGGUCUCAGUUUGUACAGAGUGUUAUUGCCCAGUGUCUAGUGGAACUCUCCGCUGUUAGAAGCACUUUCAGAUUCACUAUUCAAGGUCAUGAUGGCAAAGCGUACAUCCUGCUAUGGCUUUUAAACUCAGAUAGUCUGGUGAUUGAAUCUUUGGGAAGUUCCAAAAGUAUCAAAAAGUUCCCCCUGUUGGAAGAUAACUUGAAGGCAGAUUCCUGUUCUGCCUGGAAUGCUGUCAAGGUCCUCUACCAGCCAUGCAUCAAAAACAGGAAUGCAAAGCUUUGCAGUGCUUGGGAAAGUGACAUCAGCAUCCACUCUCUAACCCUGCCCUCUGCAACCUGCUUGGAGCUGCUGCUGAUAUUAUCAAGGAAUAAUGCCACACUGCCUCCAUCCCUUCGCUCUAUGAAUUCCUUUCAGAACCUGAUAGAGAAAACUCAGCUGGAAGUUGAUAUGGAAACUCAGCAGGUGGCCUUUUUGAAGAUGUAACUGUUGUAGCUGAGGCCUCCUCUCCCCGCAGACAACUCUCCGGCCAGAGCAUGCCGGAGGCCCGUGUUCUGCAUGGUGGGCCACCGUCACAGACACAGGAACCAGAGCUCCAGAGUCAGUGUGUGGCAUUGAAGUUGUGAGUUGACCUGUUGGCAUAUAGUCUCUAAGAGAAGGGUUCACUUCAAAUGUUACGAGAAGUAAGGUGGCAAAGAAUGUUCCAGUAGCAGAGAAGUUAUGACUCUGUUUCCCACAGAGAGGAAUAUUCAGGUAUGUCCUAUGUCAGCAGCACCUGGAAGAAUGUUCACUUGUGGAAUCCCAUCUGUCCUUUGGGGGCUGCAGUGGGGACUCCACUGGUGGAACCGAAUGUUAACUGCUAUAUAUCUAAGCAGAGAGACUUAUAAACAUCCCAUUCGGUUUGUGGAAAACAAAUAUUUAGAAAGAAAAAUACAGAAUUUUGUAUACCUGAUUCAGAAGGGAUGCUCGGGAUGCUCCGUGAAUAAAUGUGUGUUGAAUGAAUAAUUAUCAAAUUAAAGGUUUUCCUGGGCGCCUGGGUGGCUCAGUG
This is a messenger RNA of Lutra lutra (Eurasian river otter), 2042 nucleotides long. RefSeq names its product ubiquitin protein ligase E3D (gene UBE3D). Gene Ontology annotation, biological process: protein polyubiquitination; proteasome-mediated ubiquitin-dependent protein catabolic process; protein monoubiquitination. The transcript is spliced from 12 exons. The coding region runs from base 266 to 1480 and encodes 404 amino acids. The record is from RefSeq and is a predicted model, not a curated record. Lineage: Eukaryota; Metazoa; Chordata; Mammalia; Carnivora; Mustelidae. Gene Ontology annotation, cellular component: cytosol; nucleus; ubiquitin ligase complex. Gene Ontology annotation, molecular function: cyclin binding; ubiquitin protein ligase activity; ubiquitin conjugating enzyme binding.